Messenger RNA from Daphnia pulex (common water flea), 3012 nucleotides. RefSeq names its product activated CDC42 kinase 1-like (gene Ack). Bases 158 to 2875 code for a protein of 905 amino acids. Gene Ontology annotation, cellular component: signaling receptor complex; basal plasma membrane. The transcript has 14 exons. The record is from RefSeq and is a predicted model, not a curated record. Gene Ontology annotation, molecular function: protein binding; transmembrane receptor protein tyrosine kinase activity; ATP binding. Gene Ontology annotation, biological process: positive regulation of kinase activity; protein phosphorylation; cell surface receptor protein tyrosine kinase signaling pathway. NCBI's taxonomy places the organism in Eukaryota, Metazoa, Arthropoda, Branchiopoda, Diplostraca, Daphniidae.
UUUACAUUAUGGUGUCAAACGAACCAGUCGAUCGAUCUGAAACCGUUGAUUUCCUUGACUGACCAAAUAGAUAGUCUUGACGGAAAUAUGUCGUAACUGCUGCAGCUUCCCACUUUGUUGUUGUUAGGUUGUUGUUUCGGCUUAAAUAAAAACAGAAAUGAGCGUUGGAAUCGCUAAUAAUAAUAAUACAGAGCUCGCGCUUCUCCAUCAACUACUUCAAGAUGUUGAGCUGUCUCAGUUUUCUAAAAGAAUCAUUGAAGAUUUACAGAUUUCCAGGGUAUCCCAUUUUGAUUAUGUUACAACAGAUGACCUCAUGAGUAUUGGCAUGGGAAAGCCAGCUGCACGCAGGCUUCUGGAUACAGUAAAAAAACGAAAAGGCACACUGAAGAAAAAACUAAUACAAACCUUUAUAAACCAAAGUGCUAACAAAGAUGCAAAGAAUUUAGAAAAAUUAACAGGAACUCAGCAACAACAAAAUUCUAGUAGCCUAACAUGUUUGAUAAAAGAAAGUGAACUGAAAAUUGGGACACAACUUGGUGAUGGAUCAUUUGGGAUUGUGCACAAAGGAGAAUGGAAUCGAUCUGAUGGUGUGACAAUACCUGUUGCAGUUAAAGUACUUAAAGAAGACUUAGUUCAGCAUCAAGCUGUUUAUGAUGAUUUUGUAAGAGAAGUAGAAGCCAUGCAUUCCUUGCAGCACCCAUGCCUCAUACGGUUACAUGGGGUUGUAUUAUCACACCCCUUGAUGAUGGUUACAGAGCUUGCCCCAUUAGGCAGUUUACUGGACUAUCUACACAAAGAGUGCUCUCAUACAUCUAUUUGCUCUCUUUGGCAAUUUGCAUCUGAGAUUGCUUCCGGAAUGGCUUUCCUUGAAUCUCGUAGGCUGCUUCAUCGAGAUUUAGCCUGUCGUAAUAUUUUCCUUACCUCUAAAACCCAGGCCAAAAUUGGAGACUUUGGUCUUCUUCGUCCUUUACCUCCUGGUUCGGAUUGUUACGUCAUGACUGAACAAAGGCGAGUGCCGUUUCCCUGGUGUGCUCCUGAAUCCUUAAAGUUAAGACAAUUUAGUCUUGCUACUGAUGUCUGGAUGUUUGGGAUUACGUUGUGGGAAAUGUACACAUUUGGCGAAGAACCAUGGGCUGGUUUAAGUGGACACGAAAUUCUCAAUAAAAUCGAUAAAAAAGGCGAAAGAUUGAUUGAUCCUCCUGCGGCCCCUGAAGUCAUUUGCAAUUUGAUGCAUCGUUGCUGGGCGGCCAAUCCCGCAGAUCGCCCACGUUUCAGUGAAAUCGUAAUCGAAUUGACUUCACAAUCUCCAGUAACAGUGCGCUGCCGAGGUGAGGACCGACAAGAACCUCAAUGGGAUGUACCUGUUGGCGCAUCAAAGCUAGAAGUUGUUGAUGGAGACAUCAUUGCUGUCAUUGACGGACGACCGGAUUUCUUUUGGUGGACUGGACAAAAUCAGCGUACGUCUGAAAUUGGCAUUUUUCCACGGUGCUGGACUGAGCCUUUGCGGAGGCGUAACGGCGAUGACAUAAGUGUACCCCUUAGACAUUCCUUCAUUCAUACUGGUCACGGAAGUUCUGUUGGGCCGUCUUGGGGAAGUCCCGCAGCGAUUGAUGAAGUCUACUUAAGAAAUCCAAUGGAGCCAGUGGAUAUACUCAAAAUGAAAGAUCCCACGUCUAUAGAAUCUCCGCGUCGAGUAAUUGGAGCAGCUGUAAAAACGAAAACGCAAUUCAAUUACUUUCGCUUGAACGAUGACGUGAUGGAACCUCAAGGUGGUUCUGCAAGUCCAGUUUCGAUGCCAAACACAAACCAGCCAAUCUCUUCCAGUUCUCGGGAAGAGUCGUUGUUGAUUGAUCUCUCCCCAGACACUCCCGUUUCGACCUCAGCUGCCCCAACGCCCUUGCCUUUCUACCAGCAGCUGAUCGAGCCUUUAGUGGCCCUUCCUGAUCAAAAUCGGCUCUACGCUAAUUAUCCAUCACCCUUACCAGCAGCACCUGAUACACCAAUUACCACCACAAGCCUGGUGACAUCUGCAGCUGAAUCGGUUUAUAGCCCGCAUUAUUAUUCCGAGGUGCCCCUCGAGCCUACUACCCCGACGUUUACUCCGCCGUCGAGUCAAAACACAUCACCUGCACGACCUGUCGUUACGGAGGAGUUGAAGAAAAAGCGAGACGAAGCUUUUGACUGGUUGGGUCAAGCACUAGGGGAAAUGACGCUGAGCCAAUCAAAUGGAAGCAAUCCGCGAAAUUAUCAGUGCAUCUCAACGGUUUCCGGGCAGCAACCAUCUAAAGCCAAAGCUGAGCACGUCUACGGUUUCGAAGAUGAUUUUUCCGUUGCCAUGGGAUCAUCCGUCCAAACAGCGACGGUAGCGAGCACGUCAUCUGCCAACGGUUACCAUCGCAUUCAGCAGUUGCAGCGCCAGAACCAGGAUCAGACUCAGGAGGCAGCUCGACAGCCCAUUUAUCCCAAGCCUGGCAUUUGGACAGAUGAAUCGUCGUCGCUGUUGUAUCCUCCUUCGUGUCCCUCAUCACAGCAGAUUUAUGCGCUUCCAGGGCCGAGUAGGAUGUCUGCCGUCCAGACUGCCCAUGUGCGUCCCUUCAUGGUGGCCAUCAACCCGUCCGUGCCACAUGUCGACGAUGGUGGACGUACCUCUUCCCUUUUGAAUCAAGUGGAGCUUUCUACGCCUUGGGCCAGCGAAGCGGAAAUUAAGCAGGCUUUGGUCAUCCAUAAUGGAAACGUAUUUGAAGCCGUUCGCUUUCUCCAGGUCGAAAAACUCUACCGACUGGGAUUGUGCUCCAAGGCCGUGUGUGUCAAGGCGCUCGAGGCCACUAGCUGGGAUUUGGAAAAGGCAGCUUCUAGCCUGUUGGAUGCCGUUUAGAAGAGAAACACAUUUUUUUCUUCUUCUUCUUUAUAUGUUUGUUGGUUUUCCAUUGAAAUGUGCCACUCGUCUGUUCCAAAGCGAGUUCAACCUUUGCCUGCCGCAAUUUUUCUUUUUGUAUACAAGAAUCUCGGGUU